This is a messenger RNA of Frankliniella occidentalis (western flower thrips), 1257 nucleotides long. Its product is annotated as potassium/sodium hyperpolarization-activated cyclic nucleotide-gated channel 1-like. The record is from RefSeq and is a predicted model, not a curated record. The transcript has 5 exons. NCBI's taxonomy places the organism in Eukaryota, Metazoa, Arthropoda, Insecta, Thysanoptera, Thripidae. The coding region runs from base 97 to 1029 and encodes 310 amino acids.
CCAUGCCUCCCUCCCCUCCCCUCGCCCUCGUCUCGACCCGUCUCGCAACCGUUGAACUCUGCUCUACCGUUCGUCCUGCGCCAGGUCGCUGUCAAGAUGAACAAGAUCGCAACACCUUACCUGCAGCAACCGCGUAGGACAUGGACUGAGUUAAAUAGCUCCAGCACCACCGGACUUCAGCGACACCAUCAGCCACCGCCGCCACAGCAGCAGCAGCAACAACAGCAACAACAACAACGGCAGCAGCAACAACAACAGAGCACGGGACGCCCCUCUGACAGGAUGCCCGUCUCCAGUGCCGGCGCGGCCCCUCGCACCGUGGUGGUCGGCGACAUGGUGGUGGCGGACGACUCGGACACCGAGGGGGACGUCAUCGAGGAGGAGGUGGACGACGAAUCGGACGAGGACAAGCCCAAAGUGCUGCGCGUCAUCACGAGGAGGCCCGCGCGGACAGCGGUCGCGGCCGGGGAGCCCGCUUGGCACGCGCUACUCCGGCGCACGCCCAGCUCGCGCACGGCCUCCAUCGCCAGGACGCCGCCGAGGGCGCCGCCGCGCCCGAGCCAGCAGCAGGGCGUCGUGUCGCCCAACAGCCCCCAGGCCAGCUGCUCCCCCAGGACACGACCCGUGCAACACCGACCUGCGCAGCUCUACACGACUCCGUCCAGGAUCAUCCGGACCGACGGUGCCCCCAAGCCCGGCGUCAACGUGCCCGCCAAGGUGCUGGUGCCCCGGAACCGCCUUCUGUUCCCCCUACUCGCCCGCGGUGGCCGCGUGCUGCCCGCCAAUUCGUCCAGGAUGCCCAUGGGGAUGGCCUUCCGUCGCCAGGACGCCGGAGACGGCCCUCAGGUCGGAGUGGUGCGGCGCGUCCUGGUGUCCGCUGUGGGACCCUUGUCGCCGGCGGAGAGUGCGGUGCUGGACGGAGUGCUCGACAUGCUCGAAGAACACCAGGCUCGGUACGGAGGCAUCAGGGCCUACAUGGACAAGUACGGCGUGACGCCGAUGGACACCUUCCCCGACACUUCCCCCUGAUGGUGUCAGUACUGCCCCCACCCCUUCCCUGUACCUGAUACCGUGGUGACCUCUUCGCAUUGACUCGAGCGGCUCGCCAUGAUAAGUUGCCAUCAACUGUACUUGCAUGAUAAAUAGAUCAUUGUUAGGAAUCCUGCAUGUAUAGGACUAUGCAGUUAUACAAUUUGCAUCCGAUGUUGAGUAUAAAGUACUCAAACAAAACUCAUUUAAUUAAUUUUCACUAUUUAU